CAACCGGAAGUGGAGCGGCGGCCGUUGCUAUGGUUGCGCGGCGGGCUUGGGGAAGAUGGCGCGGCCGGGCUGGCUGGACGGGCUGAGGGCCGCCGAGAAGACGGCCCUCCUGCAGGACGGAAGAAGGAAAGUGCAUUACUUGUUUCCCGAUGGGAAGGAAAUGGCAGAAGAAUAUGACGUGAAGACCAGUGUGCUGCUUGCGAGAAAGUGGCGCCUGAAGAACGCACUGGGAGCUGUCGGCCAGUGGCAGGUGGAGGUGGGAGAGCCUCCUGCUCCUGCUGGUGGAGUACCGGGUUCUGAGCUCAUCAAGGAAAGCAGCUCUAAUCCCAUCUUCCUGCGGAAGGACACCAAGACGAGUUUCCAGUGGCGGAUCCGUAACCUUCCCUAUCCCAAAGAGGUCUACGGUGUCGGCGUGGACCAGAAGGAGCGCUGCUGCAUCAUCCGGACCACUAACAAAAACGCCUGGUCCCCAGACAGCAGAAUGCGGGGUCUCUGUCUUUCCUGCUGCCCCUCUCCUUUGAAACAUCGUGGCUGUACUAUAAGAAGUUCACCAUUCCAGACAUGGACAGAUAUCAGCUGCCCCUGGAUGGUGCUGCUCUCAGCUUUGCCUAUGCCAACUGCACCCUGAUUAUUACCUAUCAGAAACCGAAGGAGAUCCUGGCCGCAGAAGAGGAGCUGCAGAAGGAACUGAAGAAGGUGAAAAAUGCUGGCCCAGGGGACGGGGACUGCAAGACCCAGUAGUUCACACACCUGGAGCCCUGGCCCCACCUCUGAAGAGACUGGCCGGCUGAUGGGAGAGAGCUGGCUGAGAUGCGGAUGGUCGGGUGGGUGGAAGUCUCAGUAGUAGUGGUGGUCCUCAUCACCGGGACUGGAUUAAGGUGGACUUGCCGGGGGCAGAGAACGGGCUUCCAGGGCAAGAAGCCUUCUGCCCACAGGUUGCUCCCACCUGAAGCACCGGCCAGGCCUGUCCUUGCCUCACAGGCCUGCAAAGGCAGAGAAGUUUCCUCAAUCUGGGCAAGUAUCCCCUGCCUGGCUCUUGCCAGCCUACCUUUUAUGUGUUUGCUCCAUGAGUAAAGUUGGUUUGAGUUCAAGUGAA
Messenger RNA from Ornithorhynchus anatinus (platypus), 1096 nucleotides. It is a transcript of the gene DPCD, whose product is annotated as deleted in primary ciliary dyskinesia homolog (mouse). Bases 56 to 628 code for a protein of 190 amino acids. The transcript has 7 exons. The record is from RefSeq and is a predicted model, not a curated record. NCBI's taxonomy places the organism in Eukaryota, Metazoa, Chordata, Mammalia, Monotremata, Ornithorhynchidae.